AUGGCAGACCACAACUGGAACGAAUCAGGAGCGGCUUUGGACGCGCCAUUGCCUCCACCACCACCGCCUCCUCCUCCUCCUUCACAAGGUCGUUUAGAAGAUGGAAUUAAACAGAAGAAACGAAUGAUACAAAGUCUCAAUCCGACGUCAAAAGCCAAGAAACGAACAGAUUUUCGUGAGAUUUUGACACUUUUUCAUGACGAGUCGAUGGAUAUCGAUCAAAUUCAAAAGAUAUGGAGCUCAUUAUACCAAACGACGUUAGUGGAGAGUCAAGAAGACCACAAGAAACAUCGACAGCAGGAGCAGCACGGACUUAAGCGGAAGAAAAGCGGGGAAAACGACCAUGGUCCCUUGUCCACGAGAGGUCUUGGUGGGGUCUCUCGUCAUGGAAAUUUGAGUCAAGAUCACUAUAAAAGAGCACGACAGAGCUCUACAAUCAGUUUGGACUCGUCUGAGUCUGGAAAGACCAGUCGACUCGGGAACCGCUUUCCCAAGAACAUCACGAAAGCAUCCAAGCUUUUGCAGAAAUUUGGUGGACGGACUUAG
Messenger RNA from Peronospora farinosa, 546 nucleotides. The record is from the annotation of a GenBank genome assembly. NCBI's taxonomy places the organism in Eukaryota, Oomycota, Peronosporomycetes, Peronosporales, Peronosporaceae.